GUUAACGCGGUAGCAGACAACACAAAUGUGCGUUGAGGAAUUUAGUUAGUGUACACCUCGGGAGAACGCAAAAGACUGACAACAAUAUACGAUUUAUAUAAACAAGAUAAGCUACCACAAGUCAGUUCCAAGAUGGACGAAAGGUUACGCUGGCUUGAGACUCGUAUCAGUUCAUCUCUCAGGCCCAGGAAUGAAGAACUGAAAAACCUUUUCCUCAAUGAUGACAACAGACUUGCUUUCUAUGAGUUUAUCAACAAUGAAGACAUCAAGAAGCUGUUUGUUUACGUGCGCCCGAUGCGACAGUUUACAGCUGCGCUGCAACCUCCACAUGACCUCAAAUCCAAAUCAAUAUUCUUCCUCAAGUGCAAUCCUGGAACCAAACUCACCAAAGAUAACAUGGAUCAAGAAGUGUUUUAUAUGGACUGUAACAAUGUGCCCCUGGAGCACCUGGAACUCACUAUUAGAGAGGUGUACCUGCCUUUACUGGGCACCAACCAGCCCAGUGUCAUGGAGGCCGGUAUCAACGGGGACAAGAUCAUGGAUAUCUUGCAUAGACUAAUGGCAGCAGUGGAGGUCACACAGGGUCAUGUCAGGGGUCAGAUAGUGCUGAACAUGCCGUCUAUAGAAGUCCUGGCCGAGGCAGCAGCAUCACCAAACAGACGAGGAGCAGUUCUACACGUCCUGGAGUCAACAGUCAUCAACUGGAUCAAACAGAUCAGGGUGGUGUUGAAGCAUGAUCCUACAGCAGACUUACAGAAUCAGUUCGGCAACGAGCCAGGCCCCUUGGAGGAGAUGAAGAUGUGGGAGAACCACCUGGACCGACUCCACUCUGUCAACACCCAGCUGGACUCUGACAUGUCCCUGGACAUUCUACACAACCUGGAGCAGGCCAACAGCCAGUACGCCCACUCCUUUAGCAGUGUGAGGAAGGAGAUCAAUAAGGCUGUAGCCGAGACUAACAAGAUCUUGAAGUUCCUGAGUACAAUGAGGCCAUGGUUUGAGAGACUUCACAUUGCCACGGAGCCACGGCAGAUGCUAGUGUUGUUCAAACCUCUCAUGACAGUACUCAAGCUUGUGUGGAGCAGCUCCACAUACUACCACCAGAUAGACAAGUUCCACAACCUCCUCAGAUUGCUGUCAAAUGAAGUUGUUCACAGAGCCAUAGCCAUGGUUGGAGAGGACGUACUGAGAGAACCACUAGAGAAUUACCUACUGCUGCCUUUCAGUCCUACACUGCUGAAGGAGGCAUUGAGGAGUGUGUGUGCAGCGUCGGGAACCUACCUGGACUUCAAGGACACAGCUGAUGACCUGAACGCUCAGAACAUCGCUGAAAACAUAGGAAAGACUGUAAGAUUUGCAGCAAGACCCCAAGGGGCUCUGUUCUCGACUAAAAUGUAUGGCCCCCAUGCAUACACUCCACGAUAUGGACUGCGGAACUCGGAGAGUCACUCCAGCACAGCGUCCCUGGAUGAGGAAGACCUGUGGAAUGACAGUCCCUGGCCUCCCCGGAACGCUCCAUGCUUUGAUCUUCUCAACAGCUUCAUGGAGAGGUGCAAUGAUGUGCUGGAGUUGGUGGAGACGACGCGGCACUUCCGACUGCUGGCAGGGGCAGCGGAGGUGGGCGGAGCUGGGAGCUUGAGUCUGGACGUGAUGGUGAAGGAGAUACACCAGAAAUAUACCUACGCCAUGCAGGAGUUCUUCUCUGUUGUUGACAAUGUGUUGAACAUAGAUGGAUCACAGUUGUUUGAGAGGUCCUUCUUCAAGUUCAGGACAGUUGUAAAGUCCCUAGAGAAACGUCUAGCUGGGAUCCUACGUCAGGCAUUCUGUCAGUGUCCUACUGUAGAGGCACAGCUCCGACUCCUGGAGGUGUUUGAGGGUGUCAGUAGCAGGGAGCUCGUCCAGGCCCACCUCCGAGACAAGGAUGAACAACUGGUUCGAGCCUUCACUGCGGAGCUGCAGCAAGUCAGGGCCAUGUUCGGCGAGAACUCCAUCUCACCCCCCUCACACUACAACAUGCCCCCUGUCGUCAGCAGGCUUAUGUGGGUGGUGGCACUCAGAGAGAGAAUUAGGAUACCAUGGGAGAAACUUCGUCAUGUGAGUCCCCACUCAGUGGAGGGCAGUGGUAACUUGCAGAUGCGGGAAACAUACAAUGACUGCAUUCAAGAACUGGAAGCAUAUGAGAGGAAGUUGGAGACAGAUUGGCAGAACAACAUCACAUCGGAGCUGACUCUGAGACUUAAACAACCACUGCUGAUUGCAGAAGAAUAUGAUGAGGAUUUAGACACACGACCUCAGGUGGUCCAUGUCAACCUUGACCCCCAGCUACUGCUGUUGCUACGGGAGAUACACUAUUUAGCCAAUGAGCCGUUCAACAUCCAUCUACCCAGUGCAGCCAAGGAGCUCAUCAGGAACACCAACUCCUUCGAGCUGAGCGUGACAGCCACUCGUCUGGAGACCAUUGUAUCCAAGUACAACACUAUCAUGAGAACAAUUGGGACAUUUGAGAAACCACUGUUUGAGAGGAAACUAGACAAGAUUGACUCAUUGUUCGAACAAGGGCUGCAGCAGUACACAUGGAAGAUGAAGGAGUCUGCAGACUUUAUUGAGACGGCCAUGGCACUCGUAUGCAUGGAUGUCCAUCAGAACCUGGACGUUGUCCAGACCAACUGCCAUGAGAUUGCUGAGAUCACCAUCUCCUGGUCAACGGGCACCCUGGACGUGUUCAAGGCGAGGGAAGCCCAUCUGUCUUAUUCCAUGGAAGACCUCUUGGACAUGCAGAGACAUCUGACUGACGACCAUGAGAGUCUGGUGGUUCCUUCUGGUAACAAGAUACACCAGCUGGUGCAGGUCUCCUUUGAGGCAGUACAGAUCAGCCAGGCCUCCCCAGCAUGGCAAGACUACAUUGACUACAUCGACGCCAUCAUCCUGGACGGGCUGAAGCAGGCCACACUGACCAGCCUCCGCUCCAUGCUCAACACACUGGUGCAAGCCAACAUCGCUCAGGACAAUGAAGACAUGAGCAUCAUCCCUGUGCUGACCAUCCGCUUAGAGUUGAUAGAAAACAGUGUGGCAUUCCGGCCACCGCUUGACCAGAACACAUCUGUCAUCAGUGUCCAGGAACUGGUUCAGCGCUGGCUGGAGGGUUUCCUGGCUCGGGGGAAACUUGUCAGAAUGCUGGGGCCCAAGGGCAGCUAUGAGGACUACAUCGCUGCAGAUGAUGAAGUGAAGCAGCUGCUGAUGAACAUCAACCAGAUGGUGGAGGAGAACAGCGAGGAAUGCAAGAAGCUGCUCGAGGUUUUCCGAGAUUAUGCGUUCUUGUGGCUGCAAGAUGUCAACCAGACAUUUGAAGAGUUCCUUCGAGGAAACUUGUCACCGAACCCACUGAGAAGUGCCAACAGACCAAUGACAACCGAGAUCCGACAGCAGGCUAUGGAGAGGACGUCGCUUCAUUCCAGAGCUUCCUCAGCCAAGAGCAGUAUUGACUCAGCUGGUCUGAUGGGUACUGCGGAGAGGACGCUCCUCACCCCCAAGGGCAACAAGGAGGGGGACAAUCACAACAUCCCAUCCUUGGAUGAGUUUGACAAUGAGAUAGACAUCUACAAGAGUGCCCGAGAUGAGGUGCAGGCGCUACAGAACUACCAUAAUGUGGGUUGGCUGAGAGUGGACCUGCAGCCUAUAAAGCAGGUUCUUACCACCUAUGCCAGCAAGUGGAUGUGGACGUUCACCAAGUACCUCUCGGAUCAGGUGACUCAAAUGCUAGAGAAGUUGGAUGUGUUCCUGAAGAGGAUUGAGCCAGAGAUUGAGAGUAUCACCGGAGAGGAGAGAGACACAGCCAGCUUCAUGAAGAUGAUGAGACUCUUUAAUGAGGUGUCAGCUCAACAGUCGGAGAUGGACGGCAAGUUCACAGCGAUGCAUCGGACGGUCUUACUACUGAGGAAGUAUGGCCAGGUGCUGCCGGAGAAGACCCAGUUCCUGUUCUCAGCAGCUCCAGGCCGGUGGAACAACCUCAAGACUAAAGUAUCCCUGGCCAAACAGAGACUUGGACCACGCAUACAGGAGGAAUCAGCCAGAAUCACACAGGACCUUGAGGCAUUUGCUGACCGUGUGAUGGACCUGAGCAAUGACCUGGACAAGUCUGACAUCUAUAAUAGAGAGUGUUCCCUGGGGGAGGCCUGGGUUGUCAUAGACAACUUUGUCAAGCGGCUCACGGUGCUGGAGAAUGAAGCUCAGGAUCUGAUUGAGCUGCAGGAGCUUCUGGAGGCGUCUGUUGUCAACUUCUCCGUCCUGCCACAGUGCCGCUAUGAGCUCAACAACCUGAAACAAGUAUGGGAGACUGUCAGGGUUAUAGAUGAACAGCAGUCCGAGUGGAAGAGGCAUCGAUGGCAGAAGAUGAACACCAAGUUUCUCCGGGAGGAGACGAGCAAACAGCUGGACAUUGUUCGAGCUCUCCCAGAAGAUGUUUUCACCUGGGAUGUCUACAUGGGGCUGCAUGAGUCUAUCACUACCAUCCAGGCCUGUCUGCCUCUGAUUGAUGACCUGAGCAGUUCAGCCAUGAGGACCCGGCACUGGAAGCAGCUGGUGAGAGUGACAGGCGGCGCCCUCACCAUAGACAAUGACACCCUGAAGAGGAUGACGCUUGGAGAGCUCCUCAGUCUGGGACUACAGAAGCAUGUUGAUGACGUGAGAGCUAUUGUACAGAGAGCAGUGAAGGAUCUGUCCAUAGAGCAGUCCCUGAAGACAUACGAAGAGGUCUGGCUUAGCAAGAUAUUCGAACUCAGGCCUCACGUCCGGAGUAAAACAAACUCCUCUGCUUCAGAUGUGCCAGACAACCAGAGCGAGUAUGGCCAGAGUGAUGCUGGUCAAGGCCAGCAGCUCCAGGCCGGCAACUCACAGCCCAGUCGCAGUCAGGUGCGCACCACCAGCCGCAUCUCCAACCAGAGUUCCCACAGUCGCAAGAGAAACAGUGUCUGCUCUCUGCCUGCCUCCCUGCUUAACAUGGGCGAGGACUCUGGAUUACUGUAUCUGUUGACGAUGACGGAGUCGAUAUUUGAUGAGCUGGAGAGCCACCAGGUGUCGCUGCAAGCCAUGCAGAGCAACAGUGCAGCUGGCUCCUUCCUGGACGAGGUGCUCAAGUGGCAGAAACGGCUCCAGACCAUCGAGGCAGUGCUAACUACCUGGCUGGAGGUACAGGAGAAGUGGGUGGAGCUCGAGGAGAUAUUCUCCAGCACUGACGUGAGGACGUCACUGUCUCAUGAUGCUAACAGAUUUGCUGUGGUCAACAAGGACUUCCGUCUCCUCAUGAGGGCAACAGAGAAGAACCCCAAUGUCCUCCAGUGCUGCUCACGCAAGAACAUCUUGAACAUCAUGGAGCACAUGAACCACAGCCUGGAGUCUUGUCGCAGAUCCUUGCUCAACUAUCUGGAGAGACGGCGCCAGAUCUUCCCCAGGUUCUACUUCCUCUCCAUGGAGGACGUGCUGCACAUCGUGUGUAACGGGUAUGACCUAAGCCAGGUGAACUUGUACAUCAGCAAGCUGUUUGAGAAUGUUGGCAGCCUGGUGUACGACAUGGAGGAAGAGAACGACAGAUGCAGCUUCACCAUCACAGGGGUGGAGAGUACCCUGGGAGAGAGAAUGGAGCUGAUUCAGCCUGUCAACUGUGACGGUCAGAUAGAAACAUGGCUGACAGCUCUAAUGAGUGGCAUCAGGUCCACACUGCAGUACCAGGUCGCCUCGUCCCUGGGGGUGGAGAAACCACUCAUAAAGUCCAAGAGGAUCCGCAGUGCAGGGGCCAGGAAGGUGCCUGUACCCACACAGAGCUCCACCUCCAACACCAAGACCAACAAAGACCCACCUGGGAGUCGGCAGUCAAGCCGGCAAGGAAGGAAGGAAGAUGCUGCAGUGACGAAGACACCAUCAGCCGGGGAACUGUUUGCUGACCUUGACCCACUGGAGGAGGGCAGUAGGUCAUGGACACUGGACCAUGUGUCCGAGAUUGUCUACCUGGCCACACAGAUCCAGAUGACCAAACAGAUAGCGGAGUCAGUGGACGGACUGGAGGCUGGAAAUGCAGAAGCUCUUAGAGAUGCCCUGGACAAGAUCGACACCAGCAUCGCGGCUACCACCAUGUUGCUGAAGGGGCUGGAGGGAGAGAAAGAAGCAAGUCAACGACGAGACAGGGAGAAACCCAGCAGUGAUGCUCAGUCCAUGAGAGACAUGAUCACAGAGAGGGAACAGGACCUGCUGUCGGACUCCCAGGGACGGCGCAGCGCUGCUCUAGCCUCCAAGAAGGGCUCCACCCUGGACGUGGCAGGAGACAAGUCCCCCAUCCUGGAGGAAGAAGAGGAGGAGGAUGUGCUUACCACUGGGGAUGCUGAAUCUGUUCAAGAAGCCAACACCAUGCAGCCACUAGACACAAUGAACAUCUUGGUGCCGGAGGAGAAGAAGGAAUCGGUGGUUGUCAUGGAGACAGUGGUGGAGGAAGAUGAUAAGACGGAGGUGAAGCUGAUGUUGUUCCCAAGUCAGAUACAGAAGCUGACCUGUCUCAUGGCUCUGCUGGCUCACCUGCGUGAUCUGGUUCACAGACUGAUGGAGCUGGCCGCUGUCCAGGCCCCCGCCACGACCUUUGACUGGAAGUGUCAGCUAAUGUACAACUUUAAGGAGGACACUAAGGCUGUCACAAUACAGUGUAUGGAUGCUGCUUUUGAGUACGGCUUUGAGUACAUCGGGGCCAGCAGCAGGGAAGUCAUCACCCCCCUCACAGAACGAGUGUUUGUAUCUCUCACUCAAGCCAUCAAGUCUCAUCACGGAGCGCUCUGUGUCGGACCUAUCGAAAGUGGGAAGUUUGAGAUUGUGUCUGAGCUCAGUCGAUGCCUGGGCCAUGUCAAGUAUGUGUUCAACUGUACCCCAUCCGUGGACUACGCACAGCUACAAGAUAUCUUCCGAGGAAUGGCUUCUACGGGGGCAUGGGUGUGUUUCAACAAGAUCAACCUGAUUGAACCUUCUGCACUGAGCGUCUUCUCCCAGCUCAUGGCGGUGGUGAUGGGAGCUCUGAGGGCCGGCAAGGCCGUCGUCCACCACCAGUCCGAGGACGUCCAGCUCAGUCCACAUGGAGCUUGUUUUGGCUUUAUGUCAUCAGAAGUGCCUGUUCUACCCAGGGAUCCAGACAAGAUGUUGCUGUACACUUCCGCCGUUGCCACUCUACCAGACACCAUCCUCAGACAGUUCCGAGUUGUCUCCGUGGCUAAGCCAGACCUGCGGCUAGCUCUAGAAGUCAUGCUGUUCAGCCAAGGGUUCCUCCAUGGACGGGAGCUAGCCCGUAAGACAACCCACCUCCACCACAUGUGCUGCCAGAUAUUUGGAACCAAUACUUUCAUCAAUGACAAGGCCACCAUGGGUUCGGACCGUAGUGCCAGUUUCCAUGGCUGGAGUCUCCACACGAUGAAAGGGGUGACCGCCGAGGCUGGAGCAUUCCUGGAGAAGACAGGCCAGCAGACAGACAGCCAGUCACAAGGUUUUGGUGAUACCUUCCGGAGAGACGGCCUGGAGAAGCACGAGCAUGAGACCCAAGAGAAAGGUGUGGAGCCAGUGAUCCUGAACAGCAGCAGCAGCCAGCUGGAUGAGAAGAGGCAGCUGGAGGAGGAAGCUCUGGUGACGGCGCUCCGUAACACCUUCAUGCCUCGCAUGCAGACCCGCGACGCCAGUGUUCUUGCCACCCUGCUGUCCGACCUGUGGCCUGAUGUCAACAUCCCCAUGAUGUUCGGCGGAGACUCACAGGUGUUCCAGCAGAACAAUGACUCCCUCUUCACCCUCCGCUCUGAUCUCCGUCUCCGCACAGCACGCAGUCACGACUCACAGAAGUCUCUCAAAGAUUCACUGAACUUGAACACUCCCGUGGUGACCCUCGCCCACGCUGACCGGUUCAGUGCUUUGUUAGAUCAAGAUGCCAAGGAGGCGAUGGACAACAUGCAGGAUGCCAUCGCCGUGGCAACAGAAGACCUUGGUCUCCUUCCUGGUGCGGCAUUCCAGGCAAGAGUUGUCCAGCUGGCUCAACUCAACGCUGCCCAUCAGACGAUAAUCGUUGCUGGUCCUCCUGGAUGUGGCAAGAGUGAGUGUAUCAAGACGUUUGCGGUGGCCGAGAGGGAGCUGGGGAAGAUGAUCAGUAUUCAGACAGUGUUCACCAAGGCCGUAGAGUCCGAGGAACUCAUGGGCUACCUCCACCCCAAGACCAGGGAGUGGAAGGAAGGACUACUGACGACACUGCUGAGGAAAUUCUGUAUCCAACCUGCAUCAGUGAACUAUGAUGUCCACUGCAAACCUACCAUGAAGAUUAUGCAACUCGAUGGACAGACGGACCCAUCCCAGAUGGAGAUUCUACAGAACUGCCUCAUACACAACGGAUCCGUAGUGCUGGCCAACAAUGAGAGGAUUGUCAUUCCAGACACAAUGAGGUUCAUCUGGGAGCAAGAGUCUCUGGAACAUCUGAGCCCCUCUGUCCUGGCCAAUGUUGGAGUAGUGUGCAUGAACACAUCUGAUGUAGGCUGGAAGCUGAUGCUGGUACAGUGGCUGGAGCAUCGGUCCGAAGCUGACCGAGACCUGCUGUCCAGUCUGUGUAACAGCUAUAUAGAGAAGGUGCUGAUGUUCUUGACAGAGUGUACACAGCCCCCAAUGUUUGGCCAGAAGAAGACCACUGGUCAUCUGACCUACAAGAGAGUCAUACAACACACGCCUGAGAACAUGGUGCACACUUUCUGCAACCUGCUGGAGUCUCUAGUGAAUCCCUACCCUGACCUGAGUGACGUGGAGUAUGAACGCUACUUCAACUUUGCCUGUGUGUGGUCAUUUGGAGGAACACUGUCCCUAGAACACAGAGAGUCUUUCAGCCAGUGGUGGAAGGAACAGUUCGAGACGUACAUUGACUACCCAGAAGAUGGCACAGUGUUUGACUACCUGGUCGACAGUGAGACUCAUGAGUUCUGUAGAUGGAGCGACAUCGUCCCCUCCUACACAGGCACGCCACAUGAAGGUAUCCCAGCGGAUGCUUUUGUCCACACAGUCCACAUUGAGCAACUCCUGCAUCUGCUGGGCCUGCUGUCUGAUGCGGGUAAACCGGUGAUGCUGGUUGGGGAAAAUGGCUGUGGGAAAACCUCCAUCAUCAAUGAGAGAAUCCGAACUGUGUGUUCCGGGGAGGUGGCCGAAGUGCUGUCACUCACAGUGUACGCAAACAGGUUCUUGAAUGCACGUCUCCUGUAUGAACGCCUGGACGAGAGGCUGGAGUGGAAACAUGGUAGAACAUACGUUCCAAAGGGCAACAAGAGGCUCCUGUGUCUCGUGGAUGACCUCAACUUAUCUCAGGUUGACAAGUACGGCUUCCAGACGGCCACGGAGCUGGUGCGAGAGCACCUUGAUGAUGGCGGCUUCUACUCCCCAGCAUCACACGCCUGGCACUAUGUGAAGAACGUCACCUACGUCACCACCAUCAACCCCCAUACGACAGCCAGCGUGCCCAAGCUCAGCCAGAGACUUCUCCGGCACUUUGCCAUAUUUGGUUGUCCAUACCCAGGGAGCACUGAGCUACAGACUAUAUUCACUACUCUCCUACACACACACUUCGUCACUCCUGACUCCAUUGUGUCCUCGUCACACCACGGCAGCAGCAUCCACGACGACAAGAGCACCCGACUAGAGGAUACAGUCAAGUCGUGUGUCAGCCUCAUCGUCAAGGUAACAGUGGAACUCCAGGAUAGGCUGAGGACCAUGUUCCUCCCUACAGCUCCUCGAUGCCACUACAUUUUCACCACCAGGGAUCUGUCCACCAUCUUCAGGAACAUCUGUUUGUCCCAGCAGCCCGACUGUUCACGCAAGAACAUCCUCCACCUGUGGCAGCACGAGUGUUUCUGGAUCUACGGCCGACGGAUGGUCAAUGACGUAGACUUCCGCCGCUUCAAGCAAGCCUUCACCACAGCAGUGAGGAAACAGUUCACCAAUGAAGAACAGAUCCAGUUGGUCACCUCCAACAAGCCCCCCAUGUUCAGCAACCUGAUCGAGCAGGACAGCGGCAUCGUGACGGCGGGCAGGACAGACUCGCGCCACAGCGCCAACGUGUCGGAGAAGGAUGCCAAGACUGACCUGUACAAACCCAUGUCCUCCCUACAGGAGGUGAAGGAGCUCAUGGAGAGAGGGGUUGAGGAGUACAAUAAGAUACACCCCCGGAUCAAGCUGGCCUUGUAUAAGACUGUCAUAGAACAGGUGUGUCGCCUAGCACGGACCAUCGCCUCCCCCCACGAAGGAGCCAACACAGUGCUGGUUUCGGAGGGCUGCCCAGGACGAUGUACCAUCAUCGUGAAGCUGGCGGCCAACCUGUGCAACUACACCAUCUACCAGAUCAAUCCCAGCCCUCUGUCUGGAGCCACAGAGUACAAGAUGGAGCAGUUCAAGGCUGACCUGGUCCAUGGCUACACCAGGGCUGGAGCCAAGGGAGAGAAGAUUCUUCUGCUGCUCCACGAAGAGGAACUGCUGGAUGAAGACUUCAUCGUUUUCCUCAUAGAGUUCAUCGUGUCUGGCUCUAUCACACAUCUGUUCUCCUAUGAGGAACAAACCACCAUUAUCAACUCCAUCAGGACUGAGGUGACCCAGGCAGGACUUACAUACACGAGAGAUGUGGCCUGGAACUUCUUCCUCAGGACUGUGAGGAACAACUUCCGUGUGUGUUUGAUCGCCGGCCGCGGGGGACAGAAGUUCCAGCACCGUUGUCGGGAGUAUCCAGCAUUCACCAAGAACAUGAACCUGAUCUGGUUUCCUCACUGGAGCAAGUCCCAGCUGGUGGAACACGCCUUCUAUCAUCUCGCAGGUGUUGAGUGGAUGUCGGAUGUCCAGCGUGAGAACAUCGCUCACAUGUUAGCCUCCAUGCAUCUCGUGCUGCGGCAACAGGACGGGCAGGAGAGGGACUCAGGGGAGUACGGACACAUCACCAACACCUCGUACGAGAAGUUUGUUGAAAGGUUCAUCUCGCUGACAUGCAGUCGAUACAGCGAUGUGAAUGAGAUCCAGAUGGCCGUCACCCAGACUCUGCAGCAGAUCCGGCGGGAGAACGAAGUGGCCAUCAAAUUGAAGAAGCAGCUGGAGCAUGAGAUGGUGGUGCUCACUGAACGCAAGGCUGGCACAAUCAAGAUCUUGUCGCAGAUUGGGCAGGACACAGCCAUCACUGAGCAACAGAUCAAGGUGGUGAAGAACCAGCUGGAGAAGAUUCACAAACUCAAGAAGCUGCUGCCCGAGUACCAAGUGGCCCAUGAGAGAGCUGUAUACAAGGCUAUUGCUAUUGUGGCUGACACCAAGAAGGUCGUGCAGAACAUGAACAUUGACAAGCUGGCGGAACUCCGAGCCAUGUCCAAACCUAUCAUCGACAUCGAGGACCUCAUGGCUACCAUCAUCAUGAUCUGUAAGUACCGGUCAACAUGUGCGUCUCGGGACCGGGGUCCGUGCACGCCUGCAGGCACUGACGCGGGGCACUCUGUCUGCUCCUCCCUCUCUGUUGUUCCUAGUGCUAGGCCGCCCACCGGGUCGGGGUUCGGGUCCUUCUUCGCGAGGGAGACUCCAGCCUCAGACUCGGCUCGGGCGCCGAAGUCGAUGGAUACUGGGGAGGUCGAGGAGCAGGAGGGUGCCUUCCGCUUCUCUUCUUCGCUCUGCGGGAGCACCCGCUGGGUGUCUCGCCCUCGGCCUCCCGCUCCUCCACCUUCCUCCGCUGGGGUGCAGCCUACACCCGAAGUCCGCUGGCUGGCUUCGCCGCUUGGCAGAUACCACCGCAUGAUGCUGUCCAAGGUGAAGCCACUCCAUGCUAAGGUUGAUGAGACAACGCAGGCAGUGGACAGUGCGGAACACAAGAUGAACACUCUGGAGAGCAAGAGAAAGGCUCUAGAGAUUCGUCUGGCGGACCUGGCCCGAGGGUUUGAGGAGGCCACCAUUGACAAGAACGAGCAGGAGGAGAAGACGGUCAAGAUGAAGAAGAUGCUAGACACAGCUGCACAGCUCAGGAAGAUCCUGAAAGGCGAGAGACAGCGAGGUCAGCAGAUCUAUGACUCGCACAAGCGCCGCCUGGUGGCCAUUCCAGGAGGCUGCGGGAUGUCGGCAGCCUUUGCCACGUACCUCGGUCCCUACCACCACAACUUCCGACGUGUGAUGCUGACAGUCCACUGGCCCAACUGUCUGAGGGAGAGGGGCAUCCCACUGGUCAUUGACUCCAUUGAUGGUCUUAGAGGACGGGUAAUAGACUGGUCCAUCAACUUCCUGAAGACAGCGUCCGGCGCCAGCUCCAUAUACGAGGCUGACUACAUGUCCGUCAUACAAGGGGAGCUGGACAUACCUGAUGACAUCGAUGACAAGGAGAAGGAGGGAGAGGAAGAUGCAGGAGGGAAGAAGAAGGAGGAGAGGGAACAGGAAGUAUCCAAGGCGGAGGAGUUGGGUGAGGGUGGUGACUCCCCUCCUGCCACACCCAAGGCACCAGUGACCCCCAAAUCUGGAGCUGUGAAAUCAUCUGACCAGGACAUGGAUGAGGGACGCAAGACAAGUGGAGAAGAUGUAACAGGUGAUGUCCUGGCCGAUGGAGAGGAUCCCAUGCUGGGUGCUGGAGGUCUCGAGAGAAUAGCAGAAGAGGAUGAUGAUGAGUAUGGCAGCCAGUACUCCGACAGUACUGCACCAGUACUCACUACCAUGCAGUACAACAAGUAUGUGCGCAGCCUCAUCAAACUCCUGAUCGGGGAACCAACUCUCAAUGACUGGAUUAGAAAAGACUUCGGACCUCGGCAAAUCGAGAAUGCAGCAAUACUGAGCACCUCCUGGCAGAGACCACCAAUGAUGAUCGACCCCAAUGGAGAAGGUUCCCUAUGGCUGGGGAGACUCAACAAGUUGAUGAACAAACACAAACUCAUCUCCCUCGACAUGGAAACAAGAUGGACAGAUCCACAGGUUAUUCUCACCCUGGAGAAGGCCAUAACUCGGGGCAAGCCUGUCCUUCUGAGGAACUGUGAGGAGCACAUAGACAACAUCAUCACACCACUUGUACACCACAGGAACACUGCCAGGGAGAACAACAAUGAUGAAGAACCUCGUAUGAUCAUGUUCUGUGGGAGACGCAUAUUGUGCCACCAGAACUUCCGCUUCUACCUGUCCACGCCACUCCCCAAACCCAAGUUUGAUCCCGACAUCGCCUCCACGACCUGCCUCCUCAACUUUGGUGUCUCCCACGACACCCUCAUUGAGGAUCUGCUGAUGAGAGCCUUCGCUCGUAUCCGCCCUGACCUGUACAGGGAGCGGGUGAUUGCUCUGCGAAACCUGCAGUUGAUGAAGGACACGCUGUACCGGCUGUCGGAGACGGUGAAGGAGCGGGUGCUGGCAGGGGGCCAGGAGGCCAUGCUCAGCAGUCCCAAGGCUUUACAGUUCAUCACAGACCUCACUGAAGCCAAGAUGAAGCUUGCCAGGAAGCUGGCUGAUACACAGAGUCUUCUGGACGACCUUGAGCUGUUGAAGGAUGAAUUAUUCCCCCUUGCCAGGCGGGCAGCCAUGAUGUUCUCUGUCCUACAGAGUCUGCCCAGUGUCCACAAUGAGUACCAGUUUACCCUGCAAUAUUUCAUUGAACUCUUCGAUGAGGCUGUUGGAGGAGAACUUCCCAAAGACUUUGGACAGGACCCAGAUGCUGAAGAUGGCUAUGAGCUGGAUGGUGAGAGCAGUGUGGAGGUUGACAAACGGCCUCGAGUCGGCAGCACUUCAUCCCAGGCAUCAAACACAGAGAAGACUGCCACAGACAAACCCACAGACUCAGGCAAGGAAGAAACUGUAGCCACGACAGGGGAGGGAGAGGAAGCCAAGCAGGAGUCGGGACAUGCAGAGGUCACCACAGAAGAGUCCACUGCCAGCACUGGAGCUGCUCAGAAGUUUGUGGAGGGAAGUGAGUCUGAUGAUUUACCUCCUCUAGAGCUGCCUGACACGGUCCCCCUGCCGUCGGAGGGUGUGGACUACACAGCUCUGUCAGUGAACAAAGUCAAGCAACUGAUGGACAUACUGACCAGUCUGGUAUACCACAGGGUCAAGUUGAGCCUGUAUGAGGAGGACUGUUUGCUGUUCGCCACCCUGGCCUGCCUCAACAUCCAGAAUGAAGGAGGAGAGGUCUUCUCCACUGAGGAGAUGUCACUUCUUCUUCAAGGCAACCCUGGUCUAGGAAUGCAGCUGACACUGUCGGACUUUGACUGCUCAGACGAGCCGCCGCAGUGGAUGCCCCAGGAGAAGUGGGAGGACAUUCUGGCCCUGUCUGUGCUGCCCGGUCCUCUGGACAGUCUCUGUGUGGACUUUGCUCAAAACUCAGGUUCCUGGAAGGCCUGGUACAAGUCAGCCUACCCGGAGAGAGAGGCACUGCCUUGUGCUAGCGUAGCUCAAAACACAGACAUGCCUCCUCCUGAGAGUGGUAGAGCUGGGUCACGUGGCAGUGAGCGAGCUGCCGCAGCUGGAAGCCCUGACCUUGGUCUGCUGAGUGAGUUCCACCAGCUGCUGAUACUGCGCAUGUUACGACCUGACCGCCUGCCAGCUGCACUGACCAGAUAUGUGGAGAAGAGCUUGAACUUGACCCUGCCCAAGGAGACUGGCUUCAGUCUGGGAGAUGUCCUCCUGGAUGCUCGUAGUCAUCUGGGUGUGCUGCUACUUCUCCCUCCGAGCCCCUCCCACCUUCACAGCUGUUCAGUCAGCAGGCUCCGACUCACGCAUAGUCCUGUUACCAUGCUUACAGAUCUAGCCAAGAGUCACAGUGUGUCAGUGGAGGUGGUGAAGAUGUGUGAUGGGUGUGAAAUAGAGGUGGAUGAGGCCAUCGACACAGCAGAGAAACAAGAUGGCUGGGUGAUCAUUGAAGACCUCCACCUGGCGCCAACCACAUUCUAUAAGGAGCUCAAGAGACGGCUGCUGAGACUGUACAAGAGCAGAGCCGUCAUCCCAGCAGAGCAGCAGGACAAGUCUCGGUUCUGUGUGUGGGUGACGAGCGAACCGUGUGAACACAUCCCUAACUUCCUGCUGCAGAACCUGCACAAGGUGGCCUGGAACCACAUGAUCAGCCCGGGGGUGGACGAUACAGGGGAUCACAUCCUUCCCCCUCUCCAUCACGUCUCACCUGAAGGAUAUCUCAAGUCAGCUAUUGUGAACACACUACGGAAGAUCUCAGGAGAAGCCUGGGAGAAGGUCCGCCAGGAGACACAGUUGGUUCGCUCCCUGGUGUACGGCAUUGCUGUCAUUCAGGGAGUCUUGGUUGCUAGGCAACUCUUUGGCAGUGUUGGUCUAAGUCAGUGGUACCCCUUUGACACUGUGGAGAUUAGUGGUGCUGUUUCCAUGGUGACUGGAACACUGUUGAAGAAGAAGGAUGAGACUGAGCCUGGGUUGGAGGAACUUUGUUUCGGCCUGUCGAAACUCCUGUACGCCAUGAUGGUGAUGGAUGAGUCAGACCAGAUGUACAUAGAGAACCUCUGCAGCCACGUCCUGGGACAGGUGUACAAGGAACCUGCGGGGGAAAUCCUGCUGGGCACGGUCCUCCUUCCCACCCCACCAGCCAAUGUUGAUCCCACGGAGUACGGCGACUGGUUUGAGCGUGUGGGAGAUGACACCAUGACUCUGCCUGCCUUGCAGCUAGGAGCAGGGGUGGAGAGGGAGAGAUGUGAAGCCAGUGCCAGCACAUUCAUCAAUCACCUGGACCUGAUGUUCGAAACCCAGAACAAUGAAGCUGGAGACAUUUCCACACCUUCCAACAACACUGUCAACAUUGCCAAACUACGCUCAGCUCUUGACGUCUGCCUGGAAGAGUUGCCUCCCUUGCUGGAGCUAGGUCAGGUGCCCUUGACCUUGACCCAGGACUACAACUUCCCCUACCACUGCCCAAGUAUCAUCAGUCUGUCGAGCAUGUCCAGCUCUCUGAUGCCUGAAAGCAUUGGUUAUGUGCUUCUGCAGGAGUGUCUCUGGCUCAACUCCAUCCUGUGUCACAUCAGACAGCAGAUCAGUGACCUUCAGGGCUGUCUGCUUGGUGGCCCUGAGGCUCUGCCACGCUCCCACCUGAGCACUGUCUACAGCCUGCAAGAAGAACAUGUCCCGGUGUCCUGGAUACACCCCAACUGUCAGUCCUGUACACACUCUCUAGUGUCCUGGCUUGCAGACAAAAAGAAGAGGUACCAGCAGCUGCAAUCCUGGGUCAGACGAGGAAUGGUCCCCACGUUCAAGGACAACGGUCAGUUACAGGACAACCCAACCAUAGCCUGUGGUCAUCUGUCAACCGUCUGGCUGGGAGGGCUGGUCAACCCAAGGUCACUGCUGUCAGCCUACAGACAGGAGAAGGCAAUUUUGUGCAAGUGUGACAUAGAUCAGAUUGUGUUUGAAUGUGACGUCCUCAACACAAUGGACACGGAGGACAUAGAGAUGGAGGACGGUUUAUUUCUGACUGACAUACAUUUACAAGGAGCAGGUUGGAACUUCGACAAGGACAUGUUGAGAGAAUCAAAGAGAGCGUUGUUUGAGGUUCCGUGUGUGUACGUGAAGCUGAUGAAGAAAGCAACUCCCCCACCAGCUGAGAGGGAGGGAGAUGGUGACAUGGAGGAACUCAAUGAGAACAUCUACCAGUGCCCUGUCUACAUGAACAGAAGCCGACAGAUGCUUGUCACUCACCUUCCCAUCAAGUGUCCUUCACCGUUAGAGAGAUGGGGUCUGUCUCGCACAGCCCUCAUCCUGGAUCCUGGUUUGCCUGAGGAUGGACCUAAGAAGUCAAGGUCCUACUUGCUGCUACAGCGCCUCCCACUGAGUCAACGAGGAGAGGGUGAGGAGAUGGGUGAGGAGGAGGAACUGGAGGAACAAACCCAACAGCCAGAUACUGCUCACACAGAGGCUGCUUCUGUCAAGUCACGAUCAAACCAGUCGGUCAAGUCUCAGCAGUCUUCUCAAUCCCAGCUUUCCUACAGAGCAAUGUCUCCCAAAGCUGACCCUUUGCCCCCAGGGCUCGGGCUGACAAGAGAAAGACCCAUGGUCCGGGAUGAUGCUCCGGAUGCUGCUCAGAAACCCUCAUCCCGGCCUCCCUCCAAGCCCAGCAGUGCCAACAGUAACAGGUCCAUCAUGAGAAGACCAGUUUCAAGAGGAUCAGGAAUCAGUGCAGGUUCUCGUGGUACCGAGGGAAGAAAUAGCAGUGGAAAGUCACAGAGUCAGGCAAACAGUGCUGUCCACAGAGAGCUGGACAAUAGAGGAAAUGAGCCAACAGAAGAACAGCUUGACCGGCAGUCUGAGGACCAGAGAGGAUCUGAUAAGGCAGGGUCUCGUGAUGAUCUUAGAGCAAGUCAGGAGAGACGUCCAUCUCAGAAGUCAGUUACCAGCAGAGUGAGAAAGGUUUCUGAAACAUCACAGAAGUCAGAUACCAGUGGUGUGAGAAAGGUUUCAGAAUCAUCACAGAGGUCUGGUGGCAUGAAUCAGGCAAAUGGAUCAGUUGCCUCUAGACAAGCAUCUCCUGCAUCUCUGGGUCAGACAAGUGGGAACAGGCCUCCGUCCAACCAGUCUCGGACAUCGGGACAGAGAGCGGAAGGAAGUUCACAGCGACGGUUAUCCAACACUUCCCAGACAUCUUCCCAAAGGGCCAAUGGUACCAGACCGCCAUCUAACACCUCCAAGACAUCCCAGGGGAGAAAGAUCUCUGAGACAGGGUCUCAACGUAGGAACCUGAACCAGUCCAACAAUGCAGAUGAUGAAGACAGGGUGGGAGAGAAUAACGGGAGUGCCGUGGAAGUUGAUGUAGAGAGAGUAGCUUCACCAGCAUCCAAGAAUUCAGCGGAUGCACAGCCACAGGUUGUUCAGGACUCACAUGAUGAAACUGAAAUGACACGAGGUUCUGAGAUUGAAGAUGCUGAUGUAGUUGGGAGGAGAGAGUCUAGGCCGCAGUACUAGACACAAAGUUUGAGAUUGAAGAUGCUAGGCAAGAGAGAUGCUAUUCCACUGAACAAGUGUCUGUGUAAACUAACAUGAUGCUGUCAGAUCCAUAGAUACCAAGGCUGACAAAAUUCUCUGUCUCAUUAUAAGCUGUAUUCGUUGUGAAGUUAGGCAGUGCUGGUGUAUGUUCAUUCCUGCUCAGUUUGAAUGGGUGUGAAAAGAAACAGCGUGAGACUGUGUCUCAACCUUCCCCUGCACAAGAUCCACCUUCAGUAUGAGCACAGAGUCCAGGGCCCAUUUCACAAAGCUAUUGUACUGCUACGACUGUCGUACCUCCUGUCCUGUAAACAUAGACUUACGACAGUCAUAGCGCUACAAUAGCUUUGUGAAACAGGUCCCAGGUUGAUGUCUGUGCAGUGGAUAUCAUGUUAUAUAUGCAUUUGCCAAGUGGCAGACCUCCCUUGCUAUGUACAUAAAAUCAAGGUGAUAUAUCAUAUCAUAGCUGCUUGAUCCUCAUACAUCUGGGUAUGGUUUGAGCAUUUUAAGCUUGUGACAAUGUUUUACCAUGUUUGAAUAUUUCCGACUACCAAGCAGUUUUUCAUGGAUGUGUUGAGAAUCUGAAGAUGAAGUGCUAUGAUACUGAAUGUUCCUGAACUGUGUGACGUUGACAUUUUUCUGAUAAAAAAUUGACUAUCCUGUGUUGAAUUUACUGUGUAUGUCAGAAUAAUAAAUUCCGUCCAUGGUCUGUGAUAACAUAUUUGUGAUAUAUAUUUCCAAUUGGUCACAUAUAUUAUCCGUUGUUAAACUUUAUGAUAAUAGAUGUGAUAAAAAUGUUUAAUGAACUUAAUUAUAUGUUUUAUCAUGUUUUUUGUAACCUCACCUCCAGUAUUAUUUAUACCAUUCCUUAUGAUUCACAUGUCGGUUUUACCUCAGAGUAUGUCCUGUUGUUGAGGCCAGAUUUUGUUUGAAUGAUAUUUGGAUAUUGUUGAUUCAUGACAUGUAUUUAUGCAGUAUAUAUGAAAUAGUUUAACUAUUUUAGACAAGUUAAUCAUCCGGACUAUAUAAAUUUGCAGUUGUCAGUAUUA
Messenger RNA from Haliotis rubra (blacklip abalone), 19004 nucleotides. Its product is annotated as dynein beta chain, ciliary-like. Gene Ontology annotation, molecular function: ATP binding; minus-end-directed microtubule motor activity; dynein intermediate chain binding. The record is from RefSeq and is a predicted model, not a curated record. Gene Ontology annotation, biological process: microtubule-based movement. Gene Ontology annotation, cellular component: dynein complex. Lineage: Eukaryota; Metazoa; Mollusca; Gastropoda; Lepetellida; Haliotidae.